AUGGAUGAGAUGAAGAGCAGUUCGUCAGAUGAUGACUUGGAGGAGAUAGUUGAUCCUAGGAGUACUCUUCCACAUUGGGCUACAACCACUGAAAGGAGUUCAGAUUAUGGUAGGCAGGAUAAUUCUUCAAGAGGGGCAAAUAGUUCAAACCUAAGUUCUUCUAAUAUUUAUAAUCAUUCACAAAUCAAGCCUCAUACACUACCUGUGUCCAGCACCAAUGCACUGAACCACAGAAUUGCACGAAGAGAUGAGCCUUCCUACCAUGCCCAGAAUGGAAACACAAGUCAGCAACAAGCAGUUAAUUCCCGAAUUUCAAAUUCUCAUGGUGCAGAUUAUGAGAAAAUGUCAUCUCAGCAAGCUUUCAGGAGGACCCUUCCUUCAUCUCUUCAGCCUUCUGCAACAAGGGCUCUUCAUUCUUCUUCAUUUGCAUCAGACAGCAGAUUAAGCAACUUAAAAGAUAAUGCAAGUAGUAGUCAACUUCAUGAUGCAUAUAAAAAUCGUCGCCAGGGAGUAGGGCCUAGCACAUCCAGUGACAGGGGCUACAUUCGUGACAAUUUUAGCAGGGGCUAUGAUGAAGAUCGUUACCUGUAUCAAAAUGGUGGGAACAGGAUUCUUCCAUCAUCUUUGGCACCUGGAAAGGCCAUAGUUCCACACUUUGCUAUUUCUAGUGAAUCUGCAUAUCGUUCUGGAGCAGGUGAUGAAAGAUCUGCUGAAAACGAUGAGAGACUAAUUUAUGAGGCAGCAUUACAGGAUAUCAGUCAACCUAAAACAGAAUAUGACUUACCUGCUGGUGUAUUGUCUGUCUCUCUUCUGAGACAUCAGAAAAUUGCAUUGGCUUGGAUGCUUCAGAAAGAAACCAAGAGUUUGCAUUGCUUGGGGGGGAUUUUGGCUGAUGAUCAGGGUCUUGGAAAGACAAUCUCAAUGAUUUCCCUCAUUCUGGCAUUGAGGUCAUUACAGUCAAAAUCAAAAACAGAUGAUACAUGCAAUCACAAAACUGAAGCUUUGAAUUUGGAUGAUGAUGAAGAUAAUGGUGGUGUAGAUGUGGAAAAGCAUAAAAAUGUUGAGGUAUCCGAUGAUUUGAAACCUAAUACAGAACCUAUCAGUUCAACGCAGGCACCUGGCAGGAAAAGACCGGCUGCUGGUACACUAGUUGUCUGCCCUGCUAGUGUUCUUCGACAGUGGGCCAGGGAACUUGAUGAAAAAGUUGGAGGUGAAAAGCUUUCUGUUUUAGUGUAUCAUGGGGGCAGUAGGACAAAGGAUCAUGUAGAACUUGCAAAAUUUGAUGUGGUUCUAACAACAUACUCUAUUGUGACUAAUGAAGUUCCUAAGCAACCAAUAGUAGAGGAGGAUGAUAUUGAAGACAAAAAUGGCGAAAGAUUUGGGUUAUCCUCUGAGUUUUCUGUUAGUAAAAAGAGGAAAAAACCAUUUAAUGGAAAUAGGAAGAGUAAAAAAGGUAGAAAAGGAAUUGACAGUUCUAUCGAAUGUGGUUCCGGUCCCCUUGCAAAAGUAGGUUGGUUUAGGGUUAUUCUAGAUGAGGCUCAAACAAUAAAGAAUCAUAGAACUCAGGUGGCUAGAGCUUGCUGCAGCCUUAGAGCCAAAAGAAGGUGGUGCUUAUCUGGAACACCUAUUCAAAAUUCUAUUGAUGAUUUGUAUAGCUACUUUAGAUUCCUAAAGUAUGAUCCUUACGCAGUAUAUAAGUCAUUUUACAACACCAUAAAGGUUCCAAUAUCCCGAAAUUCAAUUCAAGGUUACAAGAAACUACAAGCAGUUUUAAGGGCCAUAAUGCUACGUCGUACAAAAGGAACUUUGCUUGAUGGAAAGCCAAUAAUCAAUUUGCCUCCUAAAACAAUUGAGCUCAGUAAAGUGGAUUUCUCCAUUGAGGAGCGGGCCUUCUACACCAAGUUGGAAACAGACUCACGCACUCAAUUUAGGAACUUUAGCACAAAAAGAGAGCCCAACCCAAAAGAAUGGCUCAUUAGGUGGGAGAGUCUCAAAGCUUACGCAUAUGCUGCUGCUGGCACAGUGAACCAAAACUAUGCUAAUAUUCUUUUAAUGCUCUUACGUCUCCGUCAGGCUUGUGACCACCCCCUUCUAGUUAAAGAUAUUGAUUCAGACCCUGUUGGGAAGGAUUCUGUUGAAAUGGCAAAAAAUCUUCCAAGGGACAUGCUGAUUAAUCUGUUUAAUUGUUUGGAAGAAACUUUUGCUAUCUGUAAUGUUUGCAAUGAUCCCCCUGAUGACCCUGUUAUUACGAUGUGUGGCCAUGUCUUCUGUUAUCAAUGUGUAUCAGAAUAUUUGACUGGUGAUGAUAAUACGUGCCCUGCAGUUAAUUGUAAAGAACUAAUUGGUGAUGAUCUUGUUUUCUCGAAAGUUACUUUGAGGAGUUGCAUCUCUGAUGAUGGUGGCAGUUCUAGUUCUGCAAAUUCACAUCUUUGUGAUUUUUCGCUAGUGCAGCAGAGUGACUACGUUUCAUCUAAAAUCAAAGCUGUUCUUGAGGUUUUGCAGUUAAAUUGUAACGUGAAGAUAUCUAGUUCUGACUUACCAAACUCCUCUGAAUGUUGUAGAGAUUCACCAUCUUCUGAUAAUUUAUAUGAAGACUGUGAUUCAGAUAUUAGGGCUACAAAACACACAAGAAAGUAUUCAGAGUCCACAACUGAAGCACCGAUAAAAGCUAUAGUUUUUUCCCAGUGGACUAGCAUGUUGGACCUAGUUGAGACAUCAUUGAGUCAAUUUAGUAUACCGUAUAGGAGACUUGAUGGUAGAAUGACUCUGAGUGCAAGGGACAAAGCUGUUAAGGAUUUCAAUACUGAACCUGAGAUAGCUGUUAUGCUGAUGUCACUAAAAGCAGGAAACCUUGGUUUGAAUAUGGUUGCUGCUUGUCAUGUUAUUCUUUUGGAUCUUUGGUGGAAUCCAACAACUGAAGAUCAAGCAAUUGAUCGAGCCCAUAGAAUUGGACAAACUCGUCCUGUUACUGUGACACGGAUUACUAUAAAAGAUACAGUUGAAGAUCGGAUACUGGCUCUUCAGGAUGAAAAGAGAAAAAUGGUUGCAUCCGCUUUUGGGGAAGACCAUGCUGGUGGGUCUGGAACUCGCCUAACUGUGGAUGAUCUGAAAUAUCUCUUCAUGGUCUAG
Molecule: messenger RNA, 3129 nt
Organism: Sphenostylis stenocarpa
Lineage: Eukaryota; Viridiplantae; Streptophyta; Magnoliopsida; Fabales; Fabaceae
Source: the annotation of a GenBank genome assembly